UCCAGCGCCUCUUGUCCCUUGUCAAGCUCAGAUCGGCCGCCUUAACUUAUUACUAAUUUUCAACGCGGUAAUUUUCUCUAUGGGGAGACUGUGAGGCGAGGAGUACAAUGGCCGAGCCAGCGUCAGAGGCGGCUGGCUUUGCCCAGGACCUGUUCUCACCUCUACAGUUCUGUGAGGUGGUGCAGGAGGGUCAGGCCGCCCACCACCACGUGAAGGAGGAGAUACCCCGGCCGCAGCAGCAGCAGCAGGCGCCGCAGCUGACCACUGCAGCGGUGACGUCCAUGGUUAACAUAGCCGGGGUGACUACCUCCACGACCACCACCCAACACAUACACCUCCAGGCACAGCCCAUCAUGGUGCAGCAUCAACACGUACAGCACCAGCACGUACAGCACGCGCAGCAGAACCUCACACAACCCCGCCUACUGCAGCAGCAGAUAUCUGUACAGCAGCAGGCGACACAGCAGUCUAUUCCUCAACAACUGAUACAACAGCACCAACAACAGCAGCAGCAGGCACAGCAGCAAGCACAGCAGCAGGCACAGCAACAGGCUCAACAACAGGCUCAGCAGCAGGUUCAACAACAACAGGUACAACAACAACAACAACAGCAGGUACAACAACAGUCAUCACAACAGCUAAUACAAACUCAGUCACAACAACAACAACCAAAACAACAGCUUCAGCCCCGACAACAAGCUCCAUCACAACAGCAGAUGCCAUCACAGCAACAAAUACAACAACAAAUUCAGCAGCAACAAACACAGCAAGCACAGCAACAAACACAACAGCAACAGCAAGCACAGCAACAAACACAACAGCAAGCGCAGCAACAAACACAGCAGCAAGCGCAGCAACAAACACAACAGGUACAACAGAGUCAACCUCAGCCACAGAUACUGACGUCCGUAAAUAACGUUCAGCUGGUCAACGGCUUACAGCUGCCCAUCACGGUGCAGCACACAGUCGCGGGCAAGACUCCCACCACCGUAGCGGCGGGCACCACCACUCAGCCCCCUCCACUCAUAGUGCUGACGGGAAUCGUGACGAGCGACAACAACCCCGUGGCCAUCACCGCCGGCGUGGCGACCACCGCCGCCGCAGCCGUCGCGACCGCCGCCAACGGAACCGUGAAUAAGGAAGACGUCAAACCCGUACCCGUAAAGAGGACCUGGAGGAGACCGUGGAAGAAGAAGAAGGAGAGAGAGAAGAAACAACCGGUAAAGAAGGCGAGGAGAGUAAAGAGAAAACGUAUCGUCAUGCCCAAGAAGAGUAUCAUCCACAUAGAUCCCAGGAAUGGUCCCAUGAUCGACACCGCAAUGAACCAGAUCAAGAGAGAGUCGGAGGAGGCCAUCAAUCAACUCAAACAAAAACGUCAACGAAUCAAACUGAAUCGUAACUCCGGCCGGGAAUACGUCAAUCGUCUUGGGAAGGUAGUAGGAGCAAGGAUCAUCGGCCCACCUUGCAACUGCCCCCUCAAGUGCUGGGAGAGAAUGGGCUCCAAAAUACUCGAGAUCUUCAACAACUUCUGGGACCUGAGCGACUUUAACCUACAGAACUCGUACCUCUUCACCUGCCUCAAGCUCUGUGAUGUGAAGCGCCGUUACACCAAGAAGGUAAAUCCGGCUGAGGAAUCUCGGCGCCAGAACACCUUCGAAUACUUUGUUCGCAUCAGUGGGAAACAUCUGCGGGUGUGCAAGAGAGCAUUUAUGAGCUCCCACGGACUUACGAGCGACAAGAGACUCCGCACGCUCUUCCAUCAGAUGAAGGACGGUGCUCUGGUGCCCGAGCCAGACAGACGCGGUAAACACCUGCGGCCAGUCAAGUCCCCCAACCAGAUGAGUCCCAACCACACCGUAGAGUCUUACACCACCAACAAGAUCAAGAAACCUCGCACCACCAAGAAGAAACAGAACAACAAGCUAGAGAACAAGCCCAUGUACACCCCACCGCCGCCUCCCAUGGGCCACAUACACCCACACUGUACGCCGCCCCCUCCGCCCGCCCACGCCACCAACAUGCAGGAGCCCCCCCACGCGUACAUCCCCAACGGAGACAUAUACUUCCCGGGCCACUACCUCGAACCACACCAGUCUAUGGCCCCACCACACAUGAACCAGAUACCCUCCUGCCAGAAGAUGCUGGAGGCCCCGGCGUACUUCAUGGCCGGGAUGAAGGAGAACACCUUCCACCAGUGACUAUGCUAACCUACGACACAUCGAGUCUCUCGGUCCCGGUGAUCGGACCAGAAUGCUUGAAAAGAAAUUGACUUGAACAAUAAGUGAAAAUAAUCAUGGUGACUGGCUACCCACUUAGAGAUUUGUUCUGUGAUAAAAAAAAGCAUUUUGCCAUUAAUUUCAGAAGAGCUUCCAUUGGCGGACGAGAAAGAUUAACUCCCGGCGACAAACGGACGAGUCGAGUAGGAAAUUGGUCGUUUGGCGGGAAAUGUUGGGAUAACGUAUAGAGUGAGUCUGUCCUUGAGGUGUACAGUACAGUAGAUGCAACAAAUAACCAGCCUUACUCUGGCAGCUAUAGUAUGUCUCACAUUCAUCCUUAGUUCCAAUAUUUUCCUCUCUUAUUACAACCUAUCAGGGCAUUAGUCUCUGCUUGAGCCCCUUUAACUUACUUUAAGGAGUAAAAUAUAGCUAUAAUUUAUUUACUAUGGGUGCCAUGUCUUAAGAUGAUAAGAAUUACCUUGUAAUCCUCCGGGUCAGCUGGUAAGUGUUGACCUCAGGUGCUGAAUCUCGUCUUAAAGUGAAGCUCGGACUUGAGAUUAAAACUGGAUAAUUGUGUUUUCCACUGAACAUUCCAUAGAUAUUUAAGUAUAUUUUUAUUGAUACUUGUAUAGGGUGUGUCGUAGGUUACCCACCAUACUGUACAGGGUGUGUCAGAGGUCACACACCAUACUGUACAGGGUGUGUCAGAGGUCACACACCAUAUUGUACAGCGUGUCGUAGGUUACACCAUACUGUAUAGGGUGUGUCGUAGGUCACACACCAUAUUGUACAGGGUGUGUCAUAGGUUACACACCAUAAAGUACAGGGUGUGUCAUAGGUCACAUCAUACAUUAAAAUCUCCUAUGCUGUGUAACCUAUGAGACAUCCUGUACAAUAUGGUGCACUACCUAUGACUCACCCUGUAAAUGGAGAGCAUAGCAGGUCUUCUAUUGGUCAUUUCAUCGCCUUAAUUUAAAAGUGAAUUAUUAACAGUAUUUUUAAUUUAAUUUGUGUCAUUGAGAGACGUCAAACAACAAAUGAGAAGUUUUAUUUAUAUUGUCGUUAAGUUGCAGGCUCGGGCAGCUGUAAGAUCAACAAGAGAAGCACGCGAGGUUCUGGUGACCUUAUGGGGUCGGAGUCCCUAAAUUAAUGGGGGAUUAUCGUAUAGUUUAAAUUGAAAUAUUAUGACGGAUUAUAAAUUAUUUAAUCCUUAAUCGGCAGCCGAGGAUUCCUUACCCACCUCUCCCCUGUGCAAAAAUAAAACGCAAGGAACAUGAAAAUUCUUCUGAUGAUGGCCACCGCCCCUUCAGUUAACUUCCACCGACGAUAGCCUCUGUUAUGUUGGUUAAAGAUUUUCACCAGAACCACUUGUCUUUUUCUGUUUGGUCUCAUCUUGGAAGUCUUGCUCAGAGAAUUACUCCAGAUCUUUGGUAUGGUAUUAUGGUCCUGUGUGGUAUAGUACUGUACGGUCCAUCAGUGGUCGAUAUACCCGCGGCGGUUCUACUAGCGUGCCGGUCAGUCUUGGAUUCCCAUCUGGCUAAAAGACUGCUAUUACCCUCCACUGUUAUACUCAAAGCCCCACAUACAGUAUUUAAAAGUGAUAAUAUUCUACCAGAUAAAAAGUUUGUCUUUGGCCAGAUGCGAGGUCUUGGGUCUGAAGAGAACCAGCGAAGGUUAACUUGGCUUUCUUUCUGUAGACUGGUAGUGAAGUGGUACAGUACAGCAGUCUCUUGAUACAAUUAAUUAUGCUGGACUUGGUAGAACUGCUGCUAAAGGUCUUGAACCUUCAGAAUUUGAGUGGGGAUUUUACAGAACCUGACACAAAUUGUAAAGCAGCGAGCGGAACUUGUUCAAAAAUCCUGAACCCACCAGCUGCUAAUUCGUGGCCUUUGGUUUAUCAUUAAUGGUUAAAUUUAUCACCAGGAUAUGAAGACUGGAGUAGAUCUGAUGGUGUUGAGAGCCUGUAGUGAGUCAUAACACCAUGGAGAGAGAGAGAGAGAGAGACUGUAGUAGACUUUCCAUCAUCUUCAGACUUUGUCCAUUAUGUCAAGACUGGAGUUGAGAAGUCCCUCUCCCGCAGAUCUCGGCGUAGGAAUCAGUGUGAUGUUGUGUUGGAUUCUUCAUAACAUUUUAAUUUGUAUUUUUUUCUCUCGGUUCAUCUCACGCUUUGGAAACCUGACAGUGAGAUAUCUUUGGCAUUAUUGCGUUGGUGUGUAUGUCUGUCCGUGGCGUCGACGUUCAUUGGAGUAUUAGCGACGCCACUCUUAGCAUUGGCCGUAACCUGUCUUUUUUUUUAAUCCAUUUAGUCACUCGAGGUUUUGAGUCUGUAUCGAUGCGGUUCGGUCGUCCGUAACGUUUCGAAUAAGUCGAUGUUUACGAGUUUCUUUCGGACGUCGUUCGCGGUGAUUUUCUUUACGACGACGUAUUGCAGAGUAACCACACCGUUUUGUCCUGUGAUAGCUCUUAUGGAGGUUGUAGUAGUACUGUAAGCUAACCCGAGAUAUUUAUACAAGUACUCCCAUUAACACGGCAGCACUUGAGGAGAAAGUGUCGGUAUCUUUAAGAAUCUCCGGAUGAUUUAAGAAACAAUUUAUCCAAAUGGCUGGGAUAGUCAACUUUACUCUUUGUGCCACAUUAGUUUAAGAUUAGACCAACUGAGGAGGAGAGGUUUACCAAAUGGUCUUUAGUACAAAUUUACUCACAUUCAGUACUAGUUAAUUCAUUUCCUUGGGGAGAAUAAUGAAGAGGUUAGGUGUUUGUAAGGACGAAUGAUCAUUUACCUCGACUUUUUCCCGUAUUAAAUGAGGAAAUAAACUACACCUCACUCCCCCCCCCCCAGAUAUUA
This is a messenger RNA of Homarus americanus (American lobster), 5061 nucleotides long. Its product is annotated as histone-lysine N-methyltransferase 2D-like. The record is from RefSeq and is a predicted model, not a curated record. The transcript has 7 exons. Lineage: Eukaryota; Metazoa; Arthropoda; Malacostraca; Decapoda; Nephropidae. Bases 108 to 2198 code for a protein of 696 amino acids.